Messenger RNA from Acyrthosiphon pisum (pea aphid), 1196 nucleotides. RefSeq lists its product as uncharacterized. Gene Ontology annotation, biological process: DNA integration; DNA recombination. NCBI's taxonomy places the organism in Eukaryota, Metazoa, Arthropoda, Insecta, Hemiptera, Aphididae. The record is from RefSeq and is a predicted model, not a curated record. The transcript has 2 exons. Gene Ontology annotation, molecular function: DNA binding. Bases 439 to 1155 code for a protein of 238 amino acids.
ACCUACCACGGUUCUUACAAAACAUAAACUUUUGGUUACAUCUUAAAUGUAUAGUAUAACCUCCUUGCAUGACGCAUCAACAUUUAAACAUAUUUAAUUUGCACUGUUCGUAGUCGAACGAUGCCUCAGUAAGUUUUUUUUCACGCAAUUUGUAUAAUAAUUCAAAUUAAAUAAUGAGCAUAAAUACGAAUGAUGACAGUCAACACAGCAGUUGUAGUGAACCAUUAACUCCACCACACAUGGUUGAAACGGCAAACGCCGUUUCACUAAAUCUAUUGCCUGAAAAAUCAAAAGAAAGAUAUAUAUUGGCUUAUGAAAAAAUUUUAAAAUGGAAAAAAAAAAAAUAAAACCAAAUCGUGGUCAGAAAAUGUGUUGCUUACAUAUUUUAGUAAUUUAUCUAAAGAAAUUAAACCGUCAACUCUAUUGUCUGUUUAUUCAAUGCUUAAAACCACUAUAAAUAUGAAACAUAAUAUAAACAUUGGUACUUAUCCAAAAUUACAAGCUUUUUUAAAGAGAAAAUCGACUGGAUUUAAAAGUAAAAAGUCCAAAGUUUUGACUUCAACCGAUAUAAAAAAAUUCAUAGACGAAGCUCCUAAUAUUCAAUACUUAGUAACUAAAGUAGUAUUGAUUUUUGGGAUAACUGGCGCAUGUAGAAGAGAAGAACUUAGUAAUAUUACUAUAAAUGAUAUACAAGAUUUUGGUUCAAUGUUACAUAUUAAACUUCCUUACACAAAAACAAAUUGUUCACGGUCUUUUACUAUUGAAGGAGAGUUUUAUGAUAUUUUUAAGAAAUACAUAGAUUUAAGACCCGCAAAUGUACAGUCAGAUAGAUUUUUUUUAAAUUAUAAAAACGGUAAAUGCACCAAGCAGGUUAUUGGAAAAAAUAAAAUUGGAAAUAUGCCCAAAGAAAUUGCAAAUUAUUUAAAUUUACCAGAUCCCCAAGCUUAUACAGGUCAUUCUUUCCGCCGAACUUCAGCAACAUUACUUGCCGAUUCUGGAGGUGAUAUUACAACGCUCAAACGCCAUGGUGGUUGGAAAUCCAGUCAAAUUGCCGAAGGUUAUAUAGAAGAUUCAAUAAACAACAAAAAAAUAGUAUAUUGUGUGGCAAGGGCGGGAAAAAAGAAACAAGUGUCAGCGGAAAUAUUUUCAAUAUAAGUAAUUGUUCUAAUUGGACAUUAAAUAUAAAUAAAAAAUAA